UCACUUGGAUCUAUUAUUCAAUCAUGAGCUGAAGGCAUUGUGUGCACUAUCAAGCCUUGAAAAUGCUAGACACCAUUUUGAAAAGGAAAAGUUGGGAGCUUUCUCCGGGUGAGACCAAGCCCAUCACUCCAAAAAUGUACUUUGGAUUUUUCCUGAAAAACGGUUGGACACUUCUGCUGUCAGUGGGAGUGCCCAUCUUGCUGAUCGUUGUUCCACUGUGUCUCGAGGGUCACACCGGCAAGGAACCAUAUGCAGCCUACGUUAUCAUUCUCAUGGCCAUUUACUGGUGCACUGAAUGCAUUCCGCUUCCAGUUACGGCCUUUUUGCCAGUCAUUCUCUACCCAGCGUUUGGUAUCAGCGAUACAGAUAAAGUGACAUCUGCAUAUUUUUCGGACUCGAUCAUGUUUCUCUUUGGAGGCUGUGUUCUGGCGUUGUCAUUCGAGUACACAAAUCUACAUUCUCGAAUUGCUUUACACGUUAUCAUGUUCGUGGGAGCUAAACUUCCUCAGUUAAUGCUUGGAAUUAUGGGGACAACGGCAUUCUUGUCAAUGUGGAUGAACAAUACGAGCACUACAGCAAUGAUGGUCCCUAUUGUGGAUGCAAUAAUUACCGAAUUAAAAAAGAAAAUGCUAGAAGUGCAUACGGAAGAUGCUCCGACGCCAACGAGCGAUGCAGUUCUGCCCGCUACUGAACAACAACCCCACACAGUAAAAGCUGAGGACCCUUCAAAGAAACCUGACAAAGAUGAAAAAUUGCGAAAAAUAAAUAAGCGUAUUCAUAAUAUUAAAACAAUGUUUUUGUUGGCCACAGCAUAUUCAAGCAAUAUUGGGGGGACGGGCGUUAUUACGGGAAGUGGAACCAACGUUAUUGUGUUGGACUUGGUACGCAAAGACGCGGACGAAGAAUUAGCCUCCCUGGAAUGCAAAAAGAUGCUAGAGAUAAGCUUCUUGGAUUGGAUGCUGUUCAACAUUCCGCCGAUGUUAAUAAAUAUAAUCCUGUGUUGGAUCUACCUUCAAAUUCACUUUCUUGGAAUUCCUCAGUUUCUGAAAUUCUGGGAAAAGAAGACUGAAGAGCAGAUGGAGAUUGAAGCAAUGAACAGCAAGUUUGAAAAAAGCGUCGAGACCACAAUGAAACGACAGUAUCAGGAGUUGGGCCCCAUUCGUUUCAACGAGUUGGGAGUUCUAGUGUUAUUUAGCAUCAUGGUUGUCUUGUGGGUAUUUAAGGACCCCCAGUUCAUUCCCGGCUGGGACGCACUACCAUUUUUUGAUAGAACUCCAAGCGGAAAAAGUCUCAUCAAAGAGUGCACCUCAACGUUACUAAUUUGUUUCAUCAUGUUCGUAACGCCAGGCCGUGCUAUUUAUUACAAAACGAUUGGAUCAGGAGGCCUUGGUGAAGGUGUGAAGGAUCCUUUACUCUCAUUUGAUUUCAUCAUGAGAAAAUUUCCGUGGGGAAUAUUCAUACUUUUAGGCGGAGGCAGUGCGAUGGCGUUGGGAGCCAAGGAGUCGGGACUGAAUAAAUGGGUUGAAGAAUUUCUGGAGACCAAUGAAACGCUGAAGACGCUCCCGGGUCCAGUAAUUUUGGGAAUUGUGUUGAUAUUCAUUGCAACUUUAACUUCCGUGGCUUCCAACACUGCAACUGCCGCAAUCGUUACUCCAGUUUUGCUCGGAUUGUCCUAUGUGAAGAAUAUGCACCCAUUGUACAUGGUUUAUGCUGCAUCAACAGCAUGUUCAUACGCGUUCGUUCUCCCUGUGAGUACACCACCCAAUGCUAUUGUAUAUAGUUCCAGUGAUCUAAAGUUGGCAGAAAUGAUGAAGCCUGGAUUCCUGAUUAACAUUAUUUGUCUGGUAAUUUUGUUUGUGACCACGCACACUACUUCGUGGUGGAUAUUUGGAUUUGGGGAUUACAACGGAGAGUGUAGCAGUAUGGCAACGUUGUCAGAGGCGCCCGCAGGUCAUCACUAACCAAUAAACCCUAGCAUAUUGCGACGAUUUUGCCAAGUGCGUUAUCUUCUAAAUAUGCAAUUAGCUUUGAAGAAACGAAUCAUGUAGUUAAAAAAUGUCACCAAUCAAGUAUUCCGUGGCGACAUAAAUUUAUAUAUUUGAAUAAAAUUAACAUUACCAGUAAAA
Folsomia candida is the source of this 2126-nucleotide messenger RNA. Its product is annotated as solute carrier family 13 member 2. Gene Ontology annotation, molecular function: succinate transmembrane transporter activity; citrate transmembrane transporter activity. NCBI's taxonomy places the organism in Eukaryota, Metazoa, Arthropoda, Collembola, Entomobryomorpha, Isotomidae. The record is from RefSeq and is a predicted model, not a curated record. The transcript is spliced from 25 exons. Gene Ontology annotation, biological process: citrate transport; monoatomic anion transmembrane transport. Gene Ontology annotation, cellular component: membrane. The coding region runs from base 63 to 1961 and encodes 632 amino acids.